CGCUCCUCCCGGGGAGGCUUCACACCGGGCCUCUCUCACAGAAGCCCCUCUGCAACUCUCACCUCUUUGCCAUGCCAUUGGUAGCCACCUCCAGCAUGGACGGAGCCUGGGUGGGCACCUGGAGACCUCACCGCCCACGCGGGUCCAUCAUGGCCCAGUUCACCAGCGCGGGACCCAAGUACUCCAUUCCCAGCACAACGGGUAAAGCCACUGGCGCCAGGCGGGGCGGCACACCCGCUGCCUCCGUGGCACCAGCAGCGCAAGCGGGGCAGCCUGCUCCCCCCCCAGCCAGGCGCCGCUCCUCUCCUCGCAGGCCUCUCACACGCUCUCUGCCCCUUCCCCUUCCAGGCCCUGGCACCUACACCCUGCCCAGGCUGGUGGGACCCAACACAGCCUACACCCGCGCCAGCCCCUGCUACUCCCUCCGAGGGAAGAGCAAGCACAACGGCUUUGCCCAAGACCUGGCCAAGGUGAGCUACACUUCCCCGCUCUCUGCUGGCAGCAGCUGCAGCUCGGCUGCUCUCCUCAGGGCACAAGGGCUCCGGCGCCUGCCGCAGCCUCUCCACAUGCAGCCUCCCCUGCCCCAGCAGCAAAAGCCCUGGCACCACGGCUGCCCGGGCUCUCCGCUCUUCACAGCGCGAGAGGGGAGGCUCCACUGACACUGAAACUCCCUCCCGCGCUUCCCAACGCCAACGGCUUUGCUGGGCCAGAGCUCCUGGGCACUCAAGCCCAUCUCCCUGCUCCACUGGGAAAGCUGCCUCUCCGGUGGGGAAGAGGAGGGGCCCUCGUGCCCAUCGCUCCCUGCCUCUCGCACCGCUUCUCUGCCCAGCCGGCCCCACCACCGCAGCCUGCCUGGGCAGACGGCAAGAAUCAGCCCCCGCCUGGGGCACCCGCCAACCUCCCUG
Egretta garzetta (little egret) is the source of this 905-nucleotide messenger RNA. Its product is annotated as outer dense fiber protein 3-like. Bases 72 to 659 code for a protein of 195 amino acids. Lineage: Eukaryota; Metazoa; Chordata; Aves; Pelecaniformes; Ardeidae. The record is from RefSeq and is a predicted model, not a curated record. The transcript is spliced from 2 exons.